AUGGAGACUGACAGCUACACCACAGGUCCAGCCACCACCGCCACAGACUGGGUAGGGUCAGUAGCUGGACUGGAGGGGGUGGGAGUCCUUCAGGAGCAUGGAGGAGGGGUGUCUUCCAGCAGCCUGGUGUCCUGGUACAUGCCAUACUCAUUAGGCUUCCAGGUGUCGCUCACCGCCUUCCUCAUGCUGGAGCUGGUGUUGGGUUUCAGCAGCAACCUGACUGUGCUGGUUCUCUAUUGCUCUCAUUCUAAUCUAGUGGACUCAGUGAGCAACAUGGUGACCGUGAAUCUGCACGUGCUGGAUGUGGCGGUGUGCGUGUUGUGUCUGCCACUCACUCUGGUGGUCGUGCUGCUGCCUCCUGGACCGAACCUGGCCCUGCUCUGCUGCUUCCACGAGGCCUGUGUCACUUUUGCCAGCAUAGCCACAGCUAUCAACAUUCUGGUUAUCAGCUUGGACCGAUAUGACAUCUCAGUACGACCUGCCAACAGGCUGCUGACCACACGUAGAGCAACGCUGCUCCUGGCUGCUGUUUGGGUCACCUCUGUGGCAGUGUUUUUUAUCCCCUUCUUGGAAAUGCAGUGGUCCAGUGGGGAUGGAGCAGAGAAAAUAGGACAGGAGACACCAAUGACGUUGUCCUCCAAUGGCGUCAGUGCCACAGUGGUGCCAGCGUGGCGUAACCGGACUCUGCUGUGUGUGGGUGGGCAGGGCUACCACACAGGCCUGGGCAUGUAUUACCAUCUCCUCCUGCAGGUACCCAUCUUCUUCACCACAGUGGCAGUCAUGUUGUUUACCUACUCUAAAAUACUGAGGGCUCUAAACAUCAGAAUUGGCUCCCACAUGAAGAAGAAUCAGAGAUUCAGGGGCCCUUCCUACAGGGGCCACCACAGGAAGCAGAAAAAAAAGAAGGCAGGGCUCAGAAUGACUGAUGGUGAGGAUUUAGGAGGGGAGCAGUGCACUAUGGAUGGGACCAAACAGCUCAGCCAUCCUCCACUCAUCCCCUCUCCAUCCCCCACCCCUACAGCCACCUCCCCUCCUGCUCUGUCCUCUACUGCCCCCGUGGUGACCUCAGACACAGUUGCUGCGACUCCUAUGCCUGCCACCAUGGGCGUCCAGGCCUCUGUGUCGGCCAUCAUUGCUCUGAGGCGGGCAGUGCGCCGACACAGGGAUCGGAGAGAGCGGCAAAGGCGGGUGUUCAGGAUGUCCCUCAUCAUUAUCACCACCUUCCUGGGAUGUUGGGCUCCACUCUCUGUCACAAAUGUUCUGAUCCUUGGUUUUGGUCCCAGUGACACCUUGGUCAGCGCACGCCUCUGGUUCCUAGCCCUGGCCUAUGGCACCACUGUGUCCCACCCUCUGCUCUACGCCUUCACCCGUCAGAAGCUGCGCCGUGCCCUUCGUUCAAAGGUGAAGAAGAGGGUGGUGUCACUGCUGCAGGUGGAUCCUUCCCCAGGGGGCACGGUCAUACACAACUCCUGGGUGGAGAACAGAAAAACCAGCCGACAGGUGCGACUUGAUGCAAGCGAAGGGACUGAACGCUGCCUGGCAGAGGUCCUAUAAGACCGGCCCACAUGGGCACAGACUAUAAUUAAAAAGCAGAGUGGAGGCACAGGUGUGCUCCAUUAUGAAACUCACUGGAGUGUGAAACCAGUGUAAGAAAUGUGAAAAACACAUUUCUACCUCU
This is a messenger RNA of Cheilinus undulatus (humphead wrasse), 1678 nucleotides long. Its product is annotated as G-protein coupled receptor 22-like. The coding region runs from base 1 to 1554 and encodes 517 amino acids. Gene Ontology annotation, cellular component: membrane. The transcript has a single exon. Gene Ontology annotation, molecular function: G protein-coupled receptor activity; peptide binding. The record is from RefSeq and is a predicted model, not a curated record. Gene Ontology annotation, biological process: G protein-coupled receptor signaling pathway. Lineage: Eukaryota; Metazoa; Chordata; Actinopteri; Labriformes; Labridae.